UGCUACUUCUUAAAUGAGUUUAAUAAAUUUCCUUAAUCCGAAAUUAAAACCCUCCGUCGAGUGUGAAGCGGUCUGUGAGGAUGGUUAUAGUGUCUCCAACCUGAUAGCCGACGAUGCGGAACAGCUCCAGCGUGGUUUUAUGGCCUUCAAUGUGACCAAGCCCCCGGUAGAAAUCGUGUUUGACUUCCCCAAGGCCAUCGAUUUGAAGGUUAUUAAACUUUGGAAUAGUCAUGGGGCUUUGCGGUCGACAGCAUUCGAAGUUCAUGGCAAAUACGAGGGCAUCUGGGAACGGGUGGCUUAUGUACGUGACUUGGCCAAAGAUGUCGAUUCGCUGACAUUCUGCUAUCAGAGUGACUACAAUUCGAAAAGUUCGGAGCAGCAGCAACCCAGCGAAACGGUGUUCUUUUUCAAGACUGCCCACAAAAUGCUAUCGAAUACCAAAAGUAUUAAACUAACAAUAAGGGCAACCCACAAGUGCCCACCCGUACUGAGAAAGGUGCAAAUUUGGGGUCUACCAGCCCGUUCGUUGGACAAGGCAGAUCGUGAAUUGAUUAAGAGCAUUUGGAAUGAAAUCACCAAUCCCUAUGACCAUGCAGCGCGUCAGGAGGAUGCUGGCCAGAGGUCACCAUCCAGAUCCAUACCGGAAUUGAAUCAAAGUUCAACACUAAAAAUACCCGAGGAGUUUCUGGAUGCAAUCACCUGGGAAUUGAUGAUCUUUCCAACGGUACUGCCCUCAGGCAAAGUUGUCGAUCAGUCCACCAUCGAUAAACACUCCGAAGAGGAAGCCAAAUGGGGUCGUUUACCAUCCGAUCCAUUUACUGGCCUCGAAUUUACAGCCCAUCGCAAAGCCAUACUCAAUUUGGCCUUAAAAGCACGCAUUGAAAAGUUCCUAAUGGAGAAUUCUGAACACUUUAAAACAGUUCCACGUUCAUUGGGUAGUUCACGUGUACGACGAAGUAAAAAUCGACAUGCCUCGCAAUUUGCUAGUCUUACUCAACCUCAUCAUACACAUGGAGCCUAUUCCUCACUUUCGAAAUCAUAUCGCAGCAGUGCAACAGCAACACUCUCAUCAUGUCCCGAGGCGGGCGCUACAAAUCUGAUUGAUGAUUCGGCAAUGGCCGCAUCAUAUCAUCAUCAUCUGCCUGCCACAUCUAACACCUCCACCACCACCGGCAACAGUAUCGAUCAGGCCAUACAACAGGCCCUACAGAAAAUAACACGAUUUUCCCAAUUACCGCUAGAACAACCCAACAAACCGGCGGGUUGCAUCAAGUGUCAGACCCCCGAUUUUGCCUAUGAAAUACAAACGUGCCGUCAUUUGGUGUGUCGCGAGUGUCUGGUCAGCCUGACACAGCAGGAAAAAUGCAUUUGUAAUAAAACGUUUCGUUCAUCGGAUGUGGAACGUUAUCAUAAGUUGUAA
Messenger RNA from Musca vetustissima, 1420 nucleotides. Its product is annotated as RING finger protein 37. The record is from RefSeq and is a predicted model, not a curated record. Gene Ontology annotation, molecular function: ubiquitin-ubiquitin ligase activity; ubiquitin protein ligase binding. NCBI's taxonomy places the organism in Eukaryota, Metazoa, Arthropoda, Insecta, Diptera, Muscidae. Gene Ontology annotation, biological process: protein polyubiquitination. The transcript is spliced from 3 exons. The coding region runs from base 14 to 1420 and encodes 468 amino acids. Gene Ontology annotation, cellular component: nucleus.